Scophthalmus maximus (turbot) is the source of this 1304-nucleotide messenger RNA. RefSeq names its product diamine acetyltransferase 1. Bases 231 to 746 code for a protein of 171 amino acids. Gene Ontology annotation, molecular function: N-acetyltransferase activity. NCBI's taxonomy places the organism in Eukaryota, Metazoa, Chordata, Actinopteri, Pleuronectiformes, Scophthalmidae. The transcript has 6 exons. The record is from RefSeq and is a predicted model, not a curated record.
GCCGCAGCCGGGGUAUAAAUAGGCCGAUGUAAACAAAGGAAGGGGAUAGUUCGACGGCAGCGACCCAGCCGAGGGUGAUCUUUACUGAAUGUUCUUGUGUCGACGAGCGCGUCCGGACCAGAGGCUGACUGCGGGGGGACGGCCACUCUGAAGCGAAUGAAGAAACUCCUUAUCUUUCACUUCACAUACCGAGGACUUUUGACGAAAGGAAAGAAGAGUAAAAGAAGAAAAUGGAGUAUAAAUUACGAAAGGCCGAACCACGGGACGUGUCUGAUAUAUUACGACUGGUGAAGGAACUGGCUAAAUACGAAGAGAUGGAGCACCAGGUGAGGCUGACUGAAAAAGAUCUCCUGGAGGACGGGUUCGGUGACACGCCGUUUUACCACUGCAUCAUCGCUGAAAUCCAAGGAGAGAGCAGCAGCGACGAUCUGAAGGUGGUGGGAUUCGCCAUGUACUACUUCACCUACGACCCCUGGGUCGGCAAGCAGCUCUACCUGGAGGAGUUCUACGUGAUGGACGAGUACAGAGGACUGGGCAUAGGCUCGCGGAUCCUGCGCCACCUCAGUGAUCUGGCGAUGAAGACACGCUGCUCCGGCAUGAUGUUCGUGGUGGCGGAGAACAACGAGCCGUCGGUCCAGUUCUACAAGCAGCGCGGCGCCGAGGACCUGUCGCAGGAGGAGGGCUGGAGGCUGUUCCGCUUCGACAAGGACAGCCUGGUCAAGAUGGCCACUCCGGCCGAGGAGUGACGGGGGGAGGAAGAGGAGGACGACUCUCCUCCUCGUUCAGACGAAAAGUUCAGCUUUUUUUUUUUUAAAAAGGGGAAAAUCUGUUUGACGAUUAUAUUUGACUUGAUGUUGUUUUAGUUUUAACUUAGUCCGUUUUGCGCAUUUUUAAUUUUCUUAACGUGUUUUUUGUUUUGUAGAAUCACUAGUGUUUGACUCUUCCACUGAUCGUUGGUGUGUUUGACUCUUCAACUGAUCGUUGGUGUGUUUGACUCUUCCACUGAUCGUUCGUGUGUUUGACUCUUCAACUGAUCGUUCGUGUGUUUGACUCUUCAACUGAUCGUUCGUGUGUUUGACUCUUCCACUGAUCGUUCGUGUGUUUGACUCUUCCACUGAUCGUUCGUGUGUUUGACUCUUCAACUGAUCGUUCGUGUGUUUGACUCUUCAACUGAUCGUUGGUGUGUUUGACUCUUCAACUGAUCGUUCCGUUGAUCCUUCUUUGGUUAGAACUGAUGCAUGAGAUGUGCAGGGAAAACUCACCAUGACUUAUAUUUACAAUAAAACUAUAACCGAUCACACGCA